AUGGAUACAGUUUUAAAUAAUAUUAAUCAAAGUAGAUAUUUCAAUGAUUCAACAGCAAAUACUAAAAUUGAAGAAAUCAAGAAGCAUUUAGAUAGUCCAUCUGAUGCUGAUAAACUUGAAAGUAUGAAAAAGUUAAUCGCUAUGUUAUCAAAAGGUAGAGAUGUUUCAGAAGCAUUUCCUCAAGUUGUAAAGAAUGUAAUUGUAAAGAAUUUAGAGAUUAAGAAAUUAGUAUACAUGUAUUUAGUUCAUUAUGCAGAGAGUCAAAAUGAUAGUGCAUUAUUGUCAAUUAAUACCAUUCAAAAGUCAUUAAAUGAUCAAAGUCAAGUGAUUAGAGCAUCAGCAUUGAGAGUUAUGUCAUCAAUUCGUGUUAUUGAUAUCAUUGAAGUGAUUAUAUUGGCAAUUGAGAAAUCUGUUAAGGAUACAUCACCAUUUGUUAGAAAGGCCGCUGCUUUUGCAAUUGCAAAAGUACAUAAAUUGGAUUGUGAUAAACAAGAGCCAUUAAUCGACCUAUUGGAAAUACUCUUAAAUGAUACAAGUACAAUGGUAUUAGGUGCUGCUAUCGUCGCUUUCAAUGAACUUUGUCCACAACGUUUUGAUCUCCUUCAUCAACAUUAUAGAAAAAUUUGUCAAUUAUUAGCUGAUUUCGAUGAAUGGUCACAAGUAAUCGUACUUGAUAUUCUUACAAAAUAUGCAAGAUCACAAUUUAGAUGUCCUGAUUCAACAAUGAAUGAUAAAAAUAUUAAACAAUUUAAAAAGAAAUCAAAAUCAUUUUAUUCAGAUGAAGAAGAUCAAGAAGAUGAUGAACCAGAAAAUAGUUUAUAUAAAAAGAAACCAUUAGAAAGAGAUAUGUUUGAUUCAAGUGAAGAGAUUGAUAUGGAUCAUAGAUUAUUAUUAAAAUCAACAUUACCAUUAUUACAGAGUAGAAAUAAUGCAGUAGUGAUGGCAGUAAGUUCAUUGUAUUUCUAUUGUGCACCAUCGAUUGAAGCACAAAAAGUUGGUAAAUCAUUAGUUCGUAUUUUACGUAGUGGACCAGAAGUACAAUACAUUACAUUGACCAACAUUUCCACUAUGGUAACAUUGAGACCAUCAAUGUUUGAACCUCAUUUAUCAGAGUUUUUCAUUCAUUCAUCUGAUCCAGAGUAUAGCAUCAAAUUGAAAUUAGAGAUAUUGACUCGUUUAGCAACACCUGAAAAUAUUGGUAAAAUCUUGAAAGAGUUCAAAGAGUAUGUAAAGAAUGAAGAUAAGAAAUUCGUUGCAGCCACAAUUCAAGCGAUUGGCUCCUGCGCCUCUACAGUACCAGAUGUAACCGAAUCAUGUAUCUAUGGUUUAAUGUCCCUCCUAUCCAAUCAAUCAACUGUUGUAGUUGCAGAGAGUGUAAUUGUUUUAAAAAGAUUAUUACAAUUGAAUGCAACAAAUGAAAAACUUGAGAAAUUAGAAAAAGAAAAAGAAAAAGAAAAAGAUGUCAAAGAAAAUCAAUCAACCAUUUCAAAACAUUCAUCAUCAAAUAAUUCAAUUAAAUAUGAUAAUAUAAUUUUACAUUUAUCAAAACUAUUAGAUACACUUCAAGUACCAAGUGCACGUGCAUCAAUCGUUUGGGUAAUUGGUGAAUAUUGCUAUCGUGUACCAUUGGUUGCACCAGAUGUAUUUAGAAAAUUAGUUAAAUCAUUCUCUGAUGAACAUGAAUCUGUUAAAUUGGAAACCUUAAAUUUAGGUUCAAAAUUAUAUGUUCAAUUCACUGAUAAUAAUAGUACUACCACUACUGAUAAUAGUAUACCAAAUGAAUUUAAAAAUGAAAGAACUAAAGAAAAGAUCACCUUAAUGUUUCAAUAUGUUUUAAAUUUAGCAAAAUUCGAUCAAAACUAUGAUAUUAGAGAUAAUAGUAGAAUGUUAAAACAUUUCUAUUUCAAUACUGAGAAUACUCAAUCCAUCAAUAGUAAUAUCAAACAAAUCGUUAUCAAUCAAAAACCAAUUCCAACUGAAACUUCAAUAAGUGAAGAUAGACAACGUUUUACACUUGGUUCAUUAUCACAUAUCGUUAAUCAUACUGCUUUAGGUUACACCGCAUUACCUGAUUUCCCUGAUGUUGCCCCUGAUCCAUCAGUUAGAGAACCAAUUCAACGUUGGAUUCCAAAUCAACAAUCACAACAACAACAACACCAACAACAACAAUUAAAUAAUAUUUUCGUUGAUACUCCAUUUUAUUCUGAUGAGGAAGAAGAAGAUGAGGAGGAGUAUGAUGAGGAGGAAGAGGAAGAAGAAUAUGAAGAACAAAAUGAAUAUGAAGAUUUCUUUGGUGAAGAAAAGAAAAAUAAAAAGAAAAAUAGAAAACAACAAAACUAUGAUGAAGAUGAAUAUAAUCAAGAUAUUGAUGAUGGUGAAUAUGAUGGUGAAGGUGAAGUUCAAGCAGAGGAUGAAGAUGAUUUCGAUGAAUUAUUUGGUAUAACUAAUGACGAUAACAAUCAAACCGCUAAUGGUAUUGGUGGUGGUGGUAGUGGUGAGGAAGAAAUGGAUAAAUUUGAUUUUGAAAAUUAUAUAAACUCCACUACCAAAUCUGUAAAGAAAAUAUUAUUAAAACCAACAAUUAGUGGUGGAUUAAGUAUUGAUUAUUGUUUCAUUAGAAUCAGAGAUAAUGAAGAAUUUUCAUGUCAACCACGUUAUAAUAUCAUUCAAUUAAAUAUAAAGAAUCAAUCUGAUGAAACUUUCACCGAUAUCUCUAUCAUUAAUAAAAAUUUAAUCGAUGGUGCUGAUAUUAGUGAAUUUGAUCCAAUCGAAUCAAUUGAACCAAAUCAAGCAAUUCAAAAACAAAUUUAUGUUUUAUUUAAUUCAACUUCUCAAUCUUGUAAAUUUGAAAUUAGCUUUAAUAAAGGUAAUUUCCCAGUAACUUUAACACCAAUUAUUGGUGAAUUAUUAAUACCAAUUGUACCAAUUUAUGAAUCAAUUAGUCAAUGGAAAGAUGAAUUUGAAGAAGUUGGUGAAUUUAAACAAGUUGAUGAUCAAUUUGAAUUUGGUGAUCAAUGCUUAGAUAAAUUAAAUAAUAAUAAUAAUAAUAAUAAUAAUAAUAAUAAUGAAAGUGGUGAUGAAAAUAUUGGUUUAAUGCCAAUUUUACCAAUAGUUUUAGAAGGUAUUAAUUUAAUUCCAAUAGCCUCGAAUAAAUUAAAAUCAAAGAUUCAAUUUGCAAGUAAAACUUUAUUAAAAGAUGAAAACAUUUAUGUUCAAAUUCAAUUAUUAAAACAACAACCACCAACUGUUAAUUGUAUUAUUAGAAGCAAUGAUCAAGUUGUAUCUGCUCUAUUACUUAAAAAAUUAAAAGAUGUCUUACAAAAAUAA
Molecule: messenger RNA, 3327 nt
Organism: Dictyostelium discoideum AX4
Lineage: Eukaryota; Evosea; Eumycetozoa; Dictyosteliales; Dictyosteliaceae
Gene: ap3b-1
Product: beta adaptin
Exons: 4
Coding region: 1-3327 (1108 amino acids)
Biological process (GO): vesicle-mediated transport; intracellular protein transport
Cellular component (GO): endosome membrane; AP-3 adaptor complex; membrane coat
Source: RefSeq, a predicted model, not a curated record